Molecule: messenger RNA, 8108 nt
Organism: Salarias fasciatus (jewelled blenny)
Lineage: Eukaryota; Metazoa; Chordata; Actinopteri; Blenniiformes; Blenniidae
Gene: igf2r
Product: insulin-like growth factor 2 receptor
Biological process (GO): lysosomal transport
Cellular component (GO): late endosome; plasma membrane; trans-Golgi network
Molecular function (GO): signaling receptor activity; insulin-like growth factor binding; D-mannose binding
Source: RefSeq, a predicted model, not a curated record
AUGCCUCCCCACUUCCCGUGCUGAAUCAUGUCGUCGUAGCCGCUCGUCCGGCUCCCGUUCCCGCUGCGUCUCGCUCUUCACGCCCUCUCAUGUCCGUCCCGCUCCCCCCGGUGCCCCCGGGGCCGCGGGCCCCCCCGAGGCCGCUGCUGCUCGCCCUGUUCCUGGGCUUCCUGUGGAUCCGCGCCGCGGCGGCGGAGGACGAAGCUCCGCCGUGGUACCAGGACCUGUGCAGGUACAAGUGGGAGGCGGUGGAUCUGGAGAACCGGGUCCGGUACUCCCUGAGGCUGUGUUCCUCGUCUCCGCCGGCCGGCUGUGGAACCGGCGCCGCCGCCUGCGCCCGAGGACUGGACGGCGGCGAGGAACGUUCUGUCGGGGAGCUGGACCUCCUGACGUUCUCCGGUUCCGUGUUAAACUUCAACAGCACCACGAAAUGUUCUGAAGGUUCCAACACCGUUCAGACCAGCAUCAGCUUCCAGUGUGGGAAGACCCUGGGCAGUCCGGAGCUGGUGGCGGUGUCUCAGUGCGUUCACUACUUCGAGUGGAAGAGCUACACGGCCUGCAGGAAGGACUCCUUCAAGCCACACACCGAGGUCCCCUGUGCCGUCUUCGACUCGGACGGGAAGAAGCACGACCUGAGUCCUCUGAUCCGGCUGCAGGACGGGUACCUGGUGGACGACGGGGACGACUCGGUGGACUUCUACAUCAACAUCUGCCGGAGCCUGAACACUCCGGGGACGCCGUGUCCAGAGGGCUCGGCCGCCUGCCUCGUCUCGCCUCAGGGCGUCUUCGGGAUGGGGUCCCCCAAGUCCCCGCUGGAGCUGCUGUCUGGAGACAGUCUCAGGUUACAGUACGAAGCGUCUCCAGACGCUCCUCGUCCUGAACGUUGUAACGACCAUCAGCCGGCCGUCUCCGUCACCCUGCUGUGUCCGUCCAGCCGGAGCCCGGGCAGCGCCCCAAAGAUGACGGCGGAGUCCAACUGUCGGUUCGAGGUCCUGUGGGUGACGGAGUUCGCCUGCCACCGGGACUACCUGGAGAGCCGGACCUGCAGGCUGAGCAGCGCCGAGCACGGGACCAGCAUAGACCUGAGUCCCCUGGUCCUGAGCUCCUCGGAGCCUCCGUACGCCGCCCACGCCGACGGCUACGUGUUCUACCUGAACGUGUGCGGCCGGGUUCCGUCCUCGGAGUGCGGCGACGACCCGUACGUCUCGUCCUGCCAGGUGAAGAAGAACCAGGACCUGAAGAAGGUGGCCGGGAGGUUCCAGAACCAGACCCUGCGGUUCUCCGACGGAGACCUGACCCUGAUCUACCCCGACGGCGGCCGCUGCUCCUCCGGGUUCCACAGGAUGACCAUCAUCAACUUCAAGUGCAACAAGACGGCAGGGAACGGGGGCCGGGGGACCCCGGUGUUCUCCGGGGAGACGGACUGCUCCUACCUGUUCUCCUGGGAGACGGCGUUCUCCUGCGUGACGGAACCGGAGAACCUGCCGUGCCGGGCCGGGACCGGGACCCGGCGCUACGACCUGUCGCCCCUCACUCGGUUCCCCGGUUCCGACCCGGCGGAGAACUGGGAGGUGGUGGACUCCAGCAGGACCUCCGGGUCCCGGUUCUUCCUCAACGUGUGUCACCAGGUCCUGCUGGCAGGGGGCGCCGCGGGCUGCCCGGCCGGCGCCGCCGCCUGCGCCCUGGAUGAGAAGAACGUGUCCCUCAGCCUGGGCAGCUUCCUGUCCCCCCCCCAGCUGGGCGGGACGGGGACGGGGACAGACCUGCGCCUGGUCUACUCCGAGGGGAGUCCCUGUCCGGACCGGAAGAACCGGAUCUCCAGCAUCAUCACCCUGCGCUGUAGACCAGGAGACGUGGACAGCGCCCCGGUCCUCCGCAGGGUGUCCUCUGACGGCUGUCUCUACGAGCUGGACUGGUUCACGUCGGCCGCCUGCGUCCUGUCCAGAGUCCAGGGGGACAACUGCAGGGUGGAGGACGCCGCGACCGGCCUGUCCUUCGACCUGUCCCCUCUGUCCAGGUCUCCGGAUCGUCCCUACAACGUGACCAGUGGACAGUACGUCUUCUUCAUCAACGUCUGCGCCGCCGUGUCCUCGUGUCCGCCCGGCGCCGGCGCCUGUCAGGUGUCGUCCAGCGACUCGUGGAGCCUGGGCGAGGCGAACUCGCGUCUGUCCUACUACGACGGUCUGAUCCAGCUGAGCUACGCUAACGGCUCGCGCUACAACGACCGGCGCCACACGCUGCGCUCCGCCCUGCUGGCCUUCCUCUGCGACCCCGAGGCCGGCGCCGGACAGCCCCAGUUCCAGGAGGAGGACGACUACACCUACAACUUCCGCUGGUACACCGCCUACGCCUGUCCUCAGAGGCCGCACGAGUGUCUGGUGACCGACCCCAAGACCCGGGACCAGUACGACCUGUCCAGCCUGUCGCGCCCCGCCUCCAGCAGGAACUGGGAGACCGUGGACCUGUCGGACGUGUCCAACCUGAAGAAGUUCUACAUCAACGUGUGCCGGCCGCUCAGCCCCGUCCCGGGCUGCGACGCCACCGCCUCCGCCUGCCAGAUGAAGUACGUCACUGACCAGGGCGCUCCCCGGGAGGCGGUCUCCAUCAGGAACCUGGGCGUCUCCAGACGCGGUCCCAUCAUCGAGUCCCGGGACCGGGUCCUGCUGGAGUUCUCCGACGGGUCCGAGUGUUCCGCCGACGGCCUGACGCUGGCCUACAGAACACACCUGCACCUGGUGUGCUCCAGGGGAGGCCAGUCUUCGGGCCCCCAGUUCCUGAUGUUCCAGAACUGCACCGCCACGUUCCUGUGGGAGACCCAGGCGGCGUGCGCCAUCAGCACCUCCAAGAACAGCAACUGUUCCGUGGUGGACCCCAACACCGGCUUCCAGUUCCACCUGGACCGCCUGGCCUCCGCCAGCGGCUACAACGCCAGCGCCAACAACAAGGACUUCGUGGUGAACAUCUGCGCCGACGCGGCGCCGUGUGGAACCGGGGCGGCGGGCUGCGAGCUGGAGAACGGCGUUCCGUCAAAACCGGUGGGCGUGGAGAGAACCCUGCAGUACUCCACCGACGGCGUUCUCCAGCUCACCUACAAGGGCCUGCUGGACAACCACACAGCCACCCAGGACACGUUCACCGUGGACUUCGUGUGCGACCCGCGGUCUCACCCGGGUUCUCUGAGGCUGGUGCGAGAAGAAAUGAGCACGCUGUCCACCCUCGUGGUCCACAACGUCCUCUUCGAGUUCUCCACGGCGCUGGUCUGCACGCCGGCGCCCGUCGACUGCCGCAUCUCAGACUCCCAGGGUAACGAGUACGACCUGAGCUCGCUGACGCGGAGCGCCGACGACGUUCCGUGGAUCCCCCUGGACCCCGAGGCGACGGCGCCCAGAACCUUCUACAUCAACGUGUGCGAGCCGCUGCCCAGCCUGCAGGACUGUCCCGUGGGUCCGCUGGGCGCCUGCAGAACCCAGGACGGCCGGGGUUCUAACCUGGGCUACGUCCAGUCGGGGCCGCAGGUGGCCGAGGACGGAACCGUCAGCAUCCAGUACCUGAACGGAGACGCCUGCGGAACCUCGUCCAGGUUCUCCACGCGGAUCGUCUUCCAGUGCGACGACAAGCCGAGUUCUCCCAUGCUGGACCGGCAGGACGGCUGUGAGUUCGUGUUCGUGUGGAGAACGCCUCAGGCCUGCCCGGUCCGGAAGGCCCAAGGGAACGACUGCCGCGUGCGCGACCCGAGGACGGGCGUCCUGCUGGACCUGAGCCCGCUGAAGGGGCGGGACUUCUCCGUCUCGCCGCCGGGGCUGAAGUACUCCUACCGGCUGGCGGUGUGCGGCGCGCUGCGCGGCCCGGCGUGCACGCACACACACACCGACAGGGUGGCGUCCUGCCAGCUGGACGGAGAGCGCCACAGGGUCGCAGGACUGUCCUCGGAGGUUCUGGACUUCGUGGGAGACCAGAUCAUCCUGAAGUACAGCGGAGGAGAGACCUGCCACCAGGUCUACCAGAGAACCACCCAGAUCCACUUCCAGUGCCACCGGGACCAGAACCCGGGAGAACCGGAGUUCAUCAGGGAGACGGCGGACUGCAGCUACCUGUUCACCUGGAGAACCGCUCUGGCCUGCCCCCCCAGCAGAACCUCCAGCUGCUCCUACAGAGACGAACAGGGACGGUCCUACGACCUGUCCUCUCUGGCUCUGGACUCGGGGAACUGGGAGGUGGAGGUUCCGGCCCAGAGCUCCGCCCGGCGGUUCUUCCUCAACGUGUGCCGGAACCUGGUCCCUCAGGGAGGGUCCUGGGCGUGUCCGUCCGGCGCCGCGUCCUGCAUGAAGGACGGCGAGGACUACGUGGGUCUGGGACGGGCCGAGACGGGACCGUCCUGGGAACGGAAUGUCCUCAAGCUGCAGUACAGCGGGGGACAGACGUGUCCCGACGGGAUGCGCAACAGGACCAGCAUCGUCCGCUUCAAGUGCGACAAGGACAGAGUGGACUCUGGUCCCACUCUGAUCUCGGCGAUCGAGGACUGUGUCUUCACCUUCCUGUGGCUGACGGCCGCCGCCUGUCCUCUGAACACCACGGAGCAGGACGACUGCCAGGUCCAGAACCCCGCCACAGGGCGUGUCUUCGACCUCAGCCCACUCUUCAGAGACGGCGGCUACAGCGUCCUGGACGAGGCGCUGAAGAGACGCUUCUACCUCAACGUCUGCGGAGAAACCCGGGAGGGAGGCUGCAGCUCCGGAACCGCGGUGUGUAUCCGGGACUCCUCCUCCUCCCCCCCCCUCAGCGCCGGGCUGGUCAGCAGGAAGUUGUCCUUCAGAGACCAGGUGGUGGAGCUGAGCUACGAGGGAGGAAGUCCCUGUGCAGCAAGCCCCGCCCACAAGCACCGGACCAUCAUGCAUUUCAUCUGCAGGCCCCCCUCCAUGGGCUCCGCCCCCCCUCAGCCGGUCUUCAUCCACUCCAACACUGAGACCUGCACACACUUCUUCUCCCUGCACACAGCGCUGGUCUGCGAGCGCCCGGUCACAUGUUCCGUGCAGAACGGUUCCACCACCAUCGACCUGACGCCGCUCAUCAACAUCAACGGGUUCUACACAGCGACAGAUCGUUCUGCGGCCGCCGCCGGUUCUUCUCCAGACUUCUACAUCAACGUCUGUCAGCCUCUGAACCCGAUCCCCGGCGUGGCCUGUCCUCCUGGAGCCGCCGUCUGCAUGGACCCCGAGAACGGACCGCCGGUGGACGUGGGCCGUCCCGCCGCGGGCCCGGAGGUCAGUGGUUCCACCGUGUCGCUGAGCUACAGCAGCUCCACCCGCUGCUCCACCGAGCCGUCGCAGAACGUCUCCUCCACCAUCGUCUUCGUGUGUCAGCGAGGCCUGGAGCUGGGUUCCCCCCAGCUGGCGUCGGGUUCCGGCUGUUCCCUGCUGUUCCGCUGGGCCACCCCCCUGGUGUGCUCGGACCAGACCCAGACCACCGGCUGCCGGCUCAACGACUCGCGGCUGCAGUUCACCUUCGACCUGUCGGGCCUGGGGGGCCAGGAGCAGGUCCAGACGGGUUCCGGGUCGUACCUGCUCAGUGUGUGCGGUGUGGUGUCGGAGCCGGCCUGCAGGGGGGCGGCGGUGUGCCGGCUGGGGGGGUCCGGACCCGGACCCGGACCCGGACGGUCCGCCGCCUCCUUCGGGGUCGGGUCCGCCAUGGAGAUGGACUUCAACCACCGGGGCCAGGCGGUGCUGAUGCAGUACGGGGGGGGGGACCCCUGCCCCGCAGCCACCCUGCAGGGCGAGGAGUGUGUGUUCCCCUUCGUGUUCUUGAAGAACUCGUACUCGUCCUGCACCACAGACGGUCGCCAUGACAACCGCAGCUGGUGUUCCACCACAGAGAACUACGACCGGGACCAGCGCUGGGGGUUCUGCAGCCCUGGCUCCGGGCAGCGCCGCUCCUCCAUCCUGUUCAGCUGUGACGAGUCGGCGGGCCGCGGUUCUCCGGUUCUGCUGUCGGAGACGGCGGGCUGUUCCGCGACGUUCCAGUGGCGCACGGCGCUGAGCUGCCCCCCGAGAACCCUGCCCUGCCAGCUGGUGACCCGGCACCUGACCUUUGACCUGCGGCCGCUGUCCUCGCUCACCGAGCCCUGGAGGUUCCGCCACGGCGGAGACACGUACUACAUCAACCUGUGCCAGGCGGUCCACGGCGGGCCCAGCGGCUGUCCGGACGGCGCCGCCGUGUGCCGGAGAACCGCGGCCGGAGGGAGAACCCAGACCCUGGGCCGGGUCUACACCCAGAACCUGAGCUACACCGACGGGAACGUGUCGGUGGUCUACUCGGCCGGAGACCCGGUCUGCGGGAACGAGGUGGAGGCCUCGGCCGAGAUCCGGCUCAGCUGCGGCAGAACGGUGGGCCGGCCGGCGCUCGUCAGUCUGGACCCGUCCUCCUGCCGGUUCCUGAUCAGCUGGUCCACCCGGGUUGCUUGUUCCGUGAAGCAGCAGGAAGUGGAGAUGAUGAACGGAACCAUCCGGGUUCCUGAGACCGGCACGGUUCUGAGUCUGGGAGCGCUGUUCCACAGUUACCACCGGGCGUCCGGAGACGUCCGCACCAACGGGGACCGCUACGUCUACCACGUCCAGCUGUCCGGCCUGUCCCACCCGCCGCCCGGCUGCGAGGACGCCGCCGUCUGCCAGGACAAGGAGGACGGGCCGCUCCGCCGCCCGGUGGGGUCCGCCGGCCGGGCCCAGUUCUUCAUCAGAGGAGCCGGCCUGGACGCCGUCAUCCCGUCCGCCUCGGACUGCGGCCGGCAGGAGAACGCCACGGUGUCGACCAGCAUCACGUUCUCCUGCAGCCCCGAGGCCGGCGCCGGGAUCCCCGAGUUCCUGAGGGAGACCGGCGACUGUCGCUACAUGUUCCAGUGGUACACCGCCGCCGUGUGCCCCCUGCGAACGGUGGACACGCAGAGCGACGGGGACGACGACGGCGGCUCCGCCUCCUCGUCUUGGGGGCGGGGGCCGGGCGGCGCGGCGGUGUUGCUGCUGGUGGGCGUGUCCCUGUGUCUCCUGGGACUCCUCCUCUACAAGCGGGAGCGCAGGACUCUGGUUCUGCAGAAAGUUUCCAGCUGCUGUCGACGAGGAACCCGAGUCUCCUACAAGUACUCCAAGGUCAACGUGGACGAGGACGGCGGCGAGGAGGAGAUGGAGUGGCUGAUGGAGGAGCUGGAAGCCCCGCCCACUGGAGCCGACUCCGCCCCCUCCGGCUCCGCCCCCUCCCGCCGGGGCGGCGGUCACCAUAGCAACGGCCACAUCCGGACCAAGCCGGUGAACACGGACGGGCUGCGCUCGUUCUCUCUGGACGAGCAGGAGGACAGCGAGGACGAGGUGCUGAGCGUCCCGGGCGUCCGGGUGCUGCGGGGGACGGGGACCGGGACCGGGACCGGGACCGGGAGCAUCUUCCUGCAGGAGGAGAGCGACGAGGACCUGGUGGGUCUGCUGGACACCCCGGGGAGCAGGAAGACCAGGACCGUCAGGCCCCGCCCCCCGGGCCUGACCCCGCCCCCAGCGGCCGGCGACCAGGACGACAGCGACGAGGACCUGCUGAGGGUGUGAACUGGUCCUGAACGCUCCGGAACCCACGAGGCCUUCUUAUUUAUUACUGUGUUCUUCCGACCCACCACCCGGACCGGGUCCAGGGUUCAGGGUUCGAGUCCGGAUCCGGAUCCGCUCGCUUUUCUGAUUCAGCUCAAACGGGUUUUGGUGAAAACUCCUCCGAUCCUGUCCAAGAAUCCAGAACUGGCUUCCAAUAAAAACACUGAGAGCGAAGAACCUGCUGACUCCCGGGUCCACUAUGGGUCUGGAACCGGGUCUGGGACCAGUUUAGAGUCCAGAUUGUGUUCCAGCUGGUCCGGAACACGCUGAUCCAGAACCUGCUUGUUUCCACGGCAACGAUUCACAGGAAGACGCUCCGUUUAAAUGAGGACACUGCUCAGAACCACGCAGAACACUCCGGCUCCGUUGCCAUGGAAACGGGGGGAAACACUCUGUCUCCAUGGAGACGGGGAAAGGCACUGUCUCCAUGGAGACGGGGAAAGACACUUGUCUCCAUGGAGACGGGGGGAGACAGUCCGUCUCCAUGGA